GACGAAGCUGUGUAUUGAAGAACCAACACACUGGUACCGCCAUGUCAGUAGAGUUCAGCGAGCCAUCAACAGUACGCAUCAGCGUAGCAUAAACACUACUCCAUUUGAGUUGCUUAUUGGUACGAAAAUGAAAAUAAAGGAAGACUACGAUAUCUACGAACUGAUAGAGCAAGAGAAUAGAGAUAGUUUUAUGGCUAUUAGAGAAGAAAAUAGGAAGAAGGCAAAGGAGCAAAUUUUACAGAUACAAGAUGAAAAUAGAAGGAACUACAACAAGCGAAGGAAGCCUAGUACACUGUAUACUGUGGGCGAUAGAGUCGCUAUUAAGAGGACCCAGUUUGGUGUAGGCAUGAAGCUCAAACCUAAGUUCCUAGGUCCAUAUGAAGUCGUUGGAUGUAUGGGACGUGAUCGCUACAGGGUGAAGAAACUGGACAGCGCAGCUGAGGGUCCGGGGAGUACCACUGCUUCCUGCGACAACAUGAAGCCAUGGCCUGGUGAGGAGUAAGUCAGGUAAGCUUUUGAUGUUUUAUGUACGUGCGCAUAACAGAGGGCGCCACACGUGUUUUGCAUGCCUAUGCAUGGCGCUUUCACUAUGUUUUCCUACCAUGUUUCAGUAUUUUGAUGAUGUGCCCAAUAUUUUAAAU
This is a messenger RNA of Cydia amplana, 641 nucleotides long. RefSeq lists its product as uncharacterized. Bases 128 to 502 code for a protein of 124 amino acids. The transcript has a single exon. Lineage: Eukaryota; Metazoa; Arthropoda; Insecta; Lepidoptera; Tortricidae. The record is from RefSeq and is a predicted model, not a curated record.